Messenger RNA from Myxocyprinus asiaticus (Chinese sucker), 5954 nucleotides. Its product is annotated as slit homolog 1 protein-like. NCBI's taxonomy places the organism in Eukaryota, Metazoa, Chordata, Actinopteri, Cypriniformes, Catostomidae. Gene Ontology annotation, biological process: negative chemotaxis; axon guidance. The record is from RefSeq and is a predicted model, not a curated record. Bases 253 to 4842 code for a protein of 1529 amino acids. The transcript is spliced from 37 exons. Gene Ontology annotation, molecular function: heparin binding; calcium ion binding; Roundabout binding.
UCACUGUAGAAAGGAACUGUAGGAGAACCACAGCACAAAGACAAGAGGAAAACCAGCUUGGAGAGACAAAAAUAACCAAAUAUUUAAGUGUUCUGCAGAUUGUUAUCUUACUUUUGGUCUUUAUUCCUUUGAUUUUGAGUGUUUUAUGUACUGUUAAUUUGCGUUCAGUAGUUUAUGUUUGGGCAUUUUAAGCUGCUAAAGAGUAGAGGUUGUUUUUUGGGGCUUUUCUGAGGUUUUCUGAGCAUUGAACUGAUGCUGCCCAGUGCAGGUUUGUGCAUUUGGGGUGUGCUGAGUGCCCUAAUUCUCGUGGGUCACUCUGGAGCGUGCCCACCUCACUGUUCCUGCACGGGCACUACUGUGGACUGCCAUGGACUUGCCUUCAAGAAUGUGCCACGAAAUAUACCAAAGAACACCGAAAGACUGGACCUGAACGCAAACAACCUCACACAUAUUGGCAAGGACGAAUUCGCUGGCCUGAGGCACCUCAGAAUUUUGCACCUCAUGGAUAAUCAGAUUGUUUCUUUUGAUAGAGGAGCCUUCAAUGAUCUGAAGGAGUUGGACAGACUGCGUCUCAACAGAAAUCGUCUUCAGCAACUCCCUGAGCUGCUGUUUCUAAAAAAUCCUGCUCUCUCCAGAUUGGACUUAAGUGAAAAUGUCAUCCAGGUCAUACCAAGGAGAGCGUUUCGAGGUGCCACAGACAUCAAGAACUUACAGCUGGACAGGAACCAUAUUACAUGCAUUGAGGAUGGAGCAUUUCGUGCAUUGAGAGUUUUGGAGGUCCUAACACUGAACAACAACAAUAUCAGCACCAUCCCUAUUUCCAGUUUCAACCACAUGCCCAAGUUACGUACAUUUCGGCUGCAUUCUAAUAGUCUGCGAUGUGACUGUCACCUGUCAUGGCUGUCUCAAUGGCUCAGGCAGAGGCCAGCUUUGGGUCUGUACACACAGUGCAGUUCUCCUCCUAACCUACAUGGCCUCAACCUGGCUGAACUGCAGAAGAAAGAGUUCGCAUGCACUGGCAUUUUCGAUUCAAGUCCUCAACCGUGUGGUCUGGCAUCUGGCUCCUGCCCGCCGAUGUGCACCUGCAGUAACAAUAUCGUGGACUGUAGAGGAAAAGGUCUUACAGCCAUACCAGCAAACAUGCCUGAGAGUAUGACUGAGAUACGAUUAGAGCAGAACGGUAUAAAGUCUGUCCCUCCUGGAGCAUUCGCCUCUUAUAAGAGACUGCGGAGAAUAGAUAUGAGUAAUAACCAAAUAUCUGAAAUUGCUACUGAUGCAUUUCAAGGACUGCGCUCACUCAACUCACUGGUUCUUUAUGGAAAUAAGAUCACAGAUUUGCCUAGAGGUGUUUUUGACGGAUUGAGCACAUUAGAGUUACUAUUAUUAAAUGCCAAUAAAAUCCACUGUGUUCGUGUUAACGUCUUCCAGGACCUUGAGAACUUGUCUUUAUUGUCUCUCUAUGACAAUAAGAUCCAGACUCUAGCCAAAGGCACCUUUACACCACUGAAAUCCAUCCAGACUCUACAUUUGGCUCAGAACCCGUUCGUUUGUGACUGCGGUCUAAAGUGGCUGGCGGACUUUUUGCGUUCUAACCCGAUUGAGACCAGCGGCACUCGCUGCUCCAGUCCACGACGACUUGCCAACAAACGUAUCAGUCAAAUUAAGAGCAAGAAGUUCCGCUGUUCAGCAGCCAAGGAACAGUACCACAUCCCAGGCGCAGAAGACACGCGUUUGAAUAAGGACUGUAACAGCAAGCCCGUUUGUCCACCGAAAUGUCGCUGUGAAGCUACUGUGGUGGACUGCUCAAAUUUACGCCUUACCAAGUUCCCAGAGCACCUUCCACUUUCAACAACUGAACUACGUCUCAAUAACAACGAUCUGUCCAUCCUGGAAGCAACAGGACUCUUUAGGUCCCUCACUCAUCUCAAGAAGAUAAACCUUAGCAACAAUAAAAUCUCUGAGAUUGAGGAUGGAGCUUUUGAUGGGGCGUCAUCUGUGGUUGAACUUCACCUAACUGUCAACCACCUGGUGUCCGUGCGUGGAGGAAUGUUUCAGGGAAUGGACGGAUUACGCAUGCUGAUGCUCAGGAAUAAUCGCAUCCGCUGCAUCCAUAACAGCAGCUUUUCUGGCCUUCAGAACGUGCGUCUGCUCUCGCUCUACGACAACCAGCUCACCACAAUCAUGCCUGGCGCUUUUAACACGCUGCCAAACCUCUCCACACUAAACCUGCUGGCGAAUCCUUUUAACUGUGAUUGUCGUCUGUCUUGGUUGGGAGAGUGGUUUCGUUCUCGGCAGAUUGUGACAGGCAAUCCUCGCUGUCAGAAUCCCACCUUCCUCAGAGAGAUCCCACUGCAGGACGUGGCAAAGCCAGACUUCCUCUGUGACAAGGUUAUCUUGGAAGAGGACAAAAUCUGUGUGCCGAAGCCAGAGUGUCCAGAGGAGUGCACUUGUCUGGAUACCGUGGUGCGUUGCAGCAACAAACACUUGUUCAGCUUACCACAAGGCAUCCCACACAAUGUCACUGAACUAUACCUGGAUGGGAAUCAGUUUGUUGCCGUGCCCACAGAGCUCUCUACUUUUAAAUACCUGCAGCUCGUGGACUUGAGCAACAACAAAAUCAGCUCCUUGUCCAACUCAUCUUUUGCCAACAUGAGUCAGCUCACAACACUCAUCUUAAGUUACAAUGCCCUGCGCUGUAUCCCUCCUCUUGCGUUUGGAGGACUGUCCUCUCUUCGACUGCUAUCUCUCCAUGGCAACAAUAUUUCUGAACUACACCAAGAAAUCUUCAGAGAUGCUACAUCUUUAUCGCACCUGGCCAUUGGUGCAAACCCACUGUACUGUGACUGUCGCCUGCACUGGCUCUCCGACUGGGUGAAAAGUGGAUACAAGGAACCUGGUAUCGCCCGUUGUGCAGGGCCACAGGGCAUGGAGGGCAAACUACUGCUUACAACACCUGGCAAUAACUUUCAAUGCACAGGUCCUGUGGAUCCAUCUGUAUCUGGGAAAUGCAGCCCAUGUUCUUCAAACCCCUGUCAGAAUGAGGGCAGAUGCCACAAUGACCCCGUACAUCUGUACAAGUGCACCUGUCCACAGGGUUACAAGGGGAAAAGCUGUGAGGUCCUUGUUAAUGCUUGUGAGGGAAAUCCAUGUGUAAAUGGAGGAACCUGUCACAGUGAAGAGGCUAGAAAAGGCUUCAGCUGUAUGUGUCCACUGGGAUAUGAUGGUCAGUUCUGUGAGGUGGAUGUUGAUGAUUGUGUGGAUAGCAAGUGUGAAAAUGGCACCAUCUGUGUGGAUAGAGUGGGAAACUACACCUGCGUCUGUCCUCACCCCUUUUCAGGCCAAAGGUGUGAAGAAUAUGAGGAAGAUCUGUGUUAUCCUGGUCAAAAUCCAUGUCAUCGCGGCUCCACGUGUAUACCAACCGUCACAGGACCUAAAUGCAUCUGUCCACCUGGUUUUGUGGGCGAUGAUUGCAGUGUUGAUUAUAAUGAAUGCGAGGGACAUUAUUGUCAGAAUGGAGCGCAGUGUGUGGAUCAUGUGGCUGGAUAUUCCUGCAUUUGCCCACAAGGUUACAGUGGUCGAUUAUGUGAGGUGGCUCUUUCUCUAUCUGGCUGUGAGUUGGUGUACUGUGACAAUGGCGCCCCCUGUGCGGAGAGUGAAGGUGGUGCAUUUUGUCAGUGUCUCCCUGGGUAUGGAGGGCCACGCUGUGAAAAGCUCCUCAGUGUCAACUUCAUUGACAGAGAUUCAUACCUGCUGCUAAGUGAAGUAAAACACUGGCCCCAGACCAACAUUACUCUACAGGUCUCCACAGCUGAGGACAAAGGGAUUCUUCUGUACAAUGGAGUCAAUGACCACAUCGCUGUAGAGCUGCAUGAAGGACACAUCAAAGUGACCUAUGAUUCAGGAAACCAGCCGGGCAGUGCCAUUUUCAGCUCUGAAAUAGUGAAUGAUGGACAGUUUCAUACAGUUGAGUUGGUUACUUAUGACCGGAUGGUCAACCUCUCCAUUGAUGGAGGUCUUCCCACGACACUGGACAGCCUGGGACACGUCCAACCCCUCACAAAAGAUGCCCCACUAUAUGUAGGGGGUAUGCCUGAAAAUGCCCAGUCGCUCUCUUUCAACCAGUGGCCUACUCUCAAUGGCUCCAGUUUUCAAGGCUGCAUACGGAAUCUCUACAUUAAUAACGAGCUGCAGGACUUUACUCGUACACAGAUGAAACCUGGAGUGGUGCCUGGGUGCCUGCCCUGUCAAGAACUACGCUGUGUGCAUGGACUGUGCCAGCCAAACACUGCGGUCGGGCCUGUGUGCCACUGUCAGCCAGGCUGGGGUGGGCAACACUGUGAUCAGGUCCUACUUGAAGCUGCUACCAACCCUUGCCAAAAAAACAAGUGUGUCCAUGGCACCUGUAUUCCAGUAGACAUACAAUCCUAUCACUGCAAGUGUACAGAGGGUUUCCAAGGCCCCCUAUGCAGUCAACAGUAUGCAACGCCCAGCCCUUGCACAGCGCUUUCAUGCCAACACGGCUACUGUGAGAUCUCACAGACGGGGCAGGCACAGUGCAUCUGUGACAGUGGCUACAGCGGCCAGUUAUGUGACUUAGUAGCUCCUUGUCAGGGCGAAUCCGUGAGGGAUUUCCAUCGCAUGCGCCGUGGUGAAGUCCAGUGUCAGAGCACGCAGCCCCUGUCCUGGGUGGAGUGUCGCGGCGGCUGCAGGGUGGACACGGGCUUCUGCUGUACCAGCAUCAGGAUACGGCGCAGACGAUACAGUUUUGAGUGCGACGAUGGCACUUCAUUCACACAGGUCGUAGAAAAGACGGUAGAAUGUGGCUGUGAAAAGUGCGUCUAAUCACACAGAUGGAAGAUAACAAGCUGCGGAGGACAUGUUAAAAAUUGUGUCAAUGAUUUAGAAAUAGUGUGUUAUUGUAUCUAUGUAUCAUGAACGAUAACAUCUGUGAUGUAGAGAGGUUUGAACUAUUUAAGAAAUGAUAACUCCUGCAUGAGAAUGGUCUAAAUGGUUGACGUCUAAAUAUUGUGAGCUACAGAGUUGUGCUGUCAGUCAAACAAAUUAUUAAAUAUAGUAAUAAGUUUCUUAAUUUUAAUUAUACAGUUUAACAGACAGCAUGCUAUACAGGAUUUAUAGUAUUAGUAAUAUAAUUUGUAAUAUUGUAAAAUAAUUAACAUUUUUAAGUUUGAUUGUAAUAUAUACUGUCAUCCAUUUUAAAAUAUAGUAUUUUUGUAUGUUAAACACCGACACUGGUGACAUUGGUACAGUUUUUUACCUUUUAGUCUGUUUUCUAUCCACAAUUUUUUUAUUUUAUUUAAUGCAGUCUCAUACAAGCGUUCUUGUGUUUGCAAGUGAUUUUGUUUCUAUUUAUUUCAUUAAAGAUUUCUUUUGUCUCCUAAAAAAGUUAUUUUAUUUUAUCUAGUGUGUGAUUUUUACAGCGCAAGUGGGCGUGAACGGGACCGUUUGCGCUAUCUGUGGGUGUAUGUGCGAAAACUGUGGGUGUAUUGUUUGUUAAUGAAAUGGUGCAAAGCGCAAUUUGCUAUUUUUCUGAGAAAUAGGUCACUGUGCCAAGACCUUUCAAAAGCACGCCUGUUUGCAGUGCAACAUCUAAAUUCAGUUCCUGCAUUAGCAGUUUGGAGAUUCCACCAGCAGGUAGUAAUAUAGUUCAUGUCCAAGCUCUUAGAAUAUAGUGGAACAUCAAACGAUGUCCAUGCCGAUCACUGUUGUAGCUAUUUAAUGAAACACAUAUUUAUGAGAUUUCUGUUGAACUAUCUUUAGAUCAUGGUUUAUUUUAAUUAUAAUUUUUAAUGUUUAUAUAUACAGUUGUGCUUAUAAUCAAAUUUAUAUUGGUAUUUUUCCACCUGUUGUCGUAGAGUGAUUUUUAAGUCACUGCAAAAGGGGCCAGUGGAAGAGGUUGCAGAGAGUAAAAUGUUUGGAUUUGUUAUGAUUUUUUG